Molecule: messenger RNA, 1656 nt
Organism: Adineta steineri
Lineage: Eukaryota; Metazoa; Rotifera; Eurotatoria; Adinetida; Adinetidae
Source: the annotation of a GenBank genome assembly
AUGACUCUUAAUUAUAAUGCUAUUCCAUUUGAAAUGAAUCAAUAUCAACCAUAUAUGAAUUCAAAUUAUGGAUAUGAUCAUUAUCAACGGCAAAGUAAUGAUGGAAUUAUAUUGACAACACCAAAACCAGAUUGGAAUCAAUUGAUUCUAUCAAAUUUUGAAAAGAAUUUUUACAUAGAAUCACCCAUUGUUCAACAUCGAUCUAUGGAAGAUAUCCAACAAUUUUUAUCAAAUCAUCAAAUAACUAUUGAUGGUAAUGCACCAAGACCAGUAUGUAAUUUUAAUGAAAUAAAUUUUCCAGAUCCAGUGAUGGAAACAAUUAUUCAAUGUGGUUUUCAAAAGCCAACAGUUAUUCAAUCAUGUUCAUGGCCAAUAUUAUUAUCUGGUCAUGAUUUAAUUGGUAUUGCAUCAACUGGUUCAGGAAAAACAUUAGCAUUUAUUUUACCAGCAAUAAUUCAUGCUAGUCAUCAAGAAUUUGUUAAACCCGGUGAUGGUCCUAUUGUUCUUGUUAUGGCUCCAACACGUGAAUUAGUACAACAAAUUUAUACAGUUGCACAUCAAUUUGGAAGAUUAGCACAAUGUCGAACAACAGUUAUAUUUGGUGGAGCGGCAAAAGAACCACAACGAAAUUCAUUAUUAGCUGGUGUUGAAGUAGUAAUUGGUACACCAGGCCGUCUAUUAGAUUUUAUUGAAGAAGGUGUUUUAAAACUUGACCGAAUAACAUAUCUUGUAUUAGAUGAAGCUGAUCGUAUGCUUGAUAUGGGUUUCGAGCCACAAAUUCGUCAGAUUUGUGAACGUAUUCGUUCAGAUCGUCAAACAUCUAUGUUUAGUGCAACAUGGCCAAAAGAAGUUCGUCAAUUAGCAAAUAAAUUUUUGUCAACUAAUCGUAUACAUAUAACAAUUGGAAAUGUAAGUUUAGCAGCAAAUCCAAGUAUUUGUCAAAUAAUUGAAGUUUGUACAGAAUCACAAAAAGAAAAUCGAUUUUUACAAUUACUUCGUGAAGUAAUGGCAUUACGAGAUGCUAAAACACUUGUUUUUUGUCAAACAAAAAAACGUGUUGAUGAAAUUUAUCGUACGACGAAACAACUGGGUUUUCCUGUACUUUGUAUUCAUGGUGAUAAACAACAAUCACAACGUGAUUUUACAAUGGGUGAAUUCCGUCGUCGACGUAAGAUUAUUUUAAUUGCAACAGAUGUUGCUGCUCGUGGUCUUGAUAUUCAAGAUAUUCAAUUUGUUAUUAAUAUUGAUUUUCCAAAUCAAACUGAAGAUUAUGUACAUCGUAUUGGUCGAACAGCACGAAGUACUGAAUCUGUUGGAACAUCAUAUACAUUUUUUACAUCUGACAAUGCUAAACAAGCACCAAGUUUAGUUCGAGUUUUACAAGAAGCUGGACAAAAAGUUAAUCAAGAUUUAAUGGACAUAGCUGAAGAUCAACUAUAUACAUCGGGUUCUAAACAUGGAUCCAAAAAUCGAAUAUAUAAUAAUAAUCAACAACGAAUACCACUUCAACAACAUCAACAACCUCAACAACAACAACAGCAACAACAGCAACAACCAACAAAUACUCUUCAGUCCUAUCCAAUCUAUCAACCAGUUCAAUAUAUUCCGUCAUUUACACAACCAGUAAACUAUAUUCCAUCUCUUAUUUAUAAUUAG